UAGUUUUGCAGAAGAUUGAGUCAACAGUUUUUUUUCAGUGCACUGCGAUCUGGAUCUGUGACCUGGGCAGAUUUUGUUGUUGAUAGUGCUUCAAAGUUGCACUGAAAGUGUGAGCUCCGACGCACCCAACUCUCACGCUUAGUAUUUCGUGAGUUAGAUUGCGCCCCCUAGGAUCUCGGAGCCGCCAGACUCAGCCGGAGGCCAGCGGAAGAGAGUUACAACCGUCAUGUCCGAGUAUAUAACCCCAUAUGACCAACAUCCUCAGAGCCUCAGGCUCUGCAUCGCACCGGAUCCCCUUCGAAUCGUAGCCCAGAUUGUUAGGCACUGCAUUGAAGUAGAUACUGUGUAACAGUCCUGAUCCAGAUUAUCAGGCACUGCUUUGCAAUGAAUUAGCUUCGUGACGUUGUCGUGCUCCACGUUGUCAGGCAUUGCAUCUUGCUCAAGCCGAAGUAUCCGGCUGAGAAUUUCAAAGAUUGUAAAUAAACUAUUCGAGUUUAGCGAGUUUAUAAGAAAGUCGCUAUGAGAGAGUGCCUUUCUAUCCACGUUGGUCAAGCCGGCAUUCAGAUCGGCAACGCGUGUUGGGAGCUUUUCUGUCUCGAGCACGGUAUCCAGCCUGAUGGGCAAAUGCCAAGUGACAAGACAGUGGGAGGAGGAGAUGAUGCCUUCAAUACCUUCUUCAGUGAAACGGGAGCGGGAAAGCAUGUGCCUAGAUGUGUCUUCCUGGACUUGGAGCCCACUGUGAUUGAUGAGGUGAGGACUGGCACGUACCGCCAGCUCUUUCACCCCGAGCAGCUCAUCAGUGGCAAGGAAGAUGCCGCCAAUAACUUUGCUCGAGGGCACUACACCAUUGGGAAAGAGAUUGUGGAUCUGGCGCUGGACAGAAUUCGAAAGCUGGCCGACAUGUGCACUGGUCUGCAGGGAUUCAUGGUCUACCACGCAGUCGGUGGCGGCACAGGCUCAGGCCUCGGCUCCCUGCUCCUGGAGAGGCUGUCAGUUGACUACGGCAAGAAAACCAAGCUUUCCAUGUGCAUCUUCCCAAGCCCACAAGUUUCUGGCGCAACCGUGGAGCCUUACAACAGCAUUUUGUCAUGCCAUGGCCUCUUGGAACACACAGAAGUCUCGGUGAUGUAUGACAACGAAGCCAUAUACGAUAUAUGUCGAAGGAGCUUGGACAUAGAGCGGCCCACGUACACGAACCUGAACAGGCUAAUCACGCAGGUGAUGUCGUCAUUGACUGCCUCUUUACGAUUCGACGGAGCACUCAACAUGGACCUCACCAACUUCCAAACCAAUCUGGUGCCAUACCCGAGAAUCCACUUCAUGCUCUCCUCGUACGCCCCCAUCAUCUCUGCGGAGAAAGCAUACCACGAGCAGCUGUCUGUGUCGGAGCUGAGCAACAGCGUGUUCGAGCCAUCCAGCAUGAUGGCAAAGUGCGAUCCCAGGCAUGGCAAGUACAUCGCCUGCGCGAUGAUGUACCGGGGAGAUGUGGUCCCCAAGGAUGUGAAUGCAGCUGUGGGCACUCUCAAAACGAAGCGGACGAUCCAGUUUGUGGACUGGUGCCCAACUGGGUUCAAGGUGGGUAUCAAUUACCAACCUCCAACGGUGGUGCCUGGCGGGGACUUGGCCAAAGUGCAGCGAGCGUUGUGCAUGAUCUCCAACAGCACGGCGGUGGCGGAGGUUUUCUCACGCCUGGACCACAAAUUCGACCUAAUGUAUGCGAAGCGGGCUUUCGUGCACUGGUAUGUUGGUGAGGGGAUGGAAGAAGGCGAAUUCUCGGAGGCGAGGGAGGAUUUAGCAGCUCUGGAAAAGGAUUACGAGGAGGUGGGUGCGGAUUCAACCGAGGAUGAUGGCGAGGACGAAGGCGAGGAAUAUUAGCCCAACCUCGGUUCCAGCUCCGACCAGUCGGCGGUUUUCUUUUGUACAAAAACACACAUUCAUCGGAUGAUAUCUUUCGUUUUUUCUUACACCCUACAACAACUGUUCUUCACUUCGCAGUGAGAUUGUAGAACUGAAGUGUGCGGUACUCAAUUACCGUUGAGCCCACUCUUUCUUUGUUCGGAAUUCGAAUUCUUGCAACUUAUUUCUGUUGAAAUGCUUCACUAGUAACACGAUUUCACUGCAAAGUGCUCUUGGUUUGUUCAAAGCGGCAAUAUGGUUUCUCAGUUCAUUCGGAUCCGUUGCAUGAGAAUUCUUCAUUACCUGCAAUGUUUCACGUUGUCAUGUGACCAAAUCCAAUAGACGAAUGUAAUAUUUAUUCAUCGUUUUGAUGUUGGAUGCAAUUUGUUUUUUUA
Messenger RNA from Physcomitrium patens, 2291 nucleotides. Its product is annotated as tubulin alpha chain. Lineage: Eukaryota; Viridiplantae; Streptophyta; Bryopsida; Funariales; Funariaceae. The record is from RefSeq and is a predicted model, not a curated record. Gene Ontology annotation, biological process: microtubule-based process. Gene Ontology annotation, molecular function: structural constituent of cytoskeleton; GTP binding. Gene Ontology annotation, cellular component: microtubule.